CUUGUCACCUCAAAGUAACGAGCGGCUCAGAGACAGAAGGACGUUAGAAAGUGGGCGUUCCGGGGACGCGCACCGAUUCAUGCUUUCCCUUUAUAGUGGCGCGUCUGGUACCAGAUGAAUGGCCCUAUGGUGGAGGUGUGAUGUCUCACCGAUGAGGGAAUGGGAGUUUGGAGAUUCUAAACCAGAUGACUUGCCACUCAGUCUCUGGUUCUCUGGACUAGCAGCCUGACCCCUGAAUGAUCAGCACAUGUAACUGUGUCUUGUCCUACUAAGUAGUCGCUGUGAUCCACGUGGAGCACAUUUUUCCACCCUCUGAGGUCUAUGUCAGUUUGGUGAACUUUUUUUUUUUUUCUGCUAAGAAGGGAUCUGUAGCUGAAAGCCACUGCCUGAAACCAGGCUUCUGCUGAACUUAUUGACAAAGUCUGCCUGCAGACAGCUGCUCUCCGGACCAGGCGGCUCCGGGUUGCAUGGUGGUGCCUCGGCUGCUCCAGCGGUUCAACAAAUGCAGAAAAGGGAGAAAAGUUUCGGUAUACAAAUGCUCUCCGUCCAGCCGGACACCAAGCCAAAAGGCUGUGCCGGCUGCAACCGGAAGAUCAAGGACCGCUACCUGCUGAAGGCCCUUGAUAAGUACUGGCACGAGGACUGUCUCAAGUGCGCCUGCUGUGACUGCAGGCUGGGCGAGGUCGGCUCCACGCUCUACACCAAAGCCAACCUCAUCCUUUGCCGGAGAGACUACCUACGGUUGUUUGGUGUAACAGGAAACUGUGCAGCCUGCAGCAAGCUCAUUCCAGCCUUUGAGAUGGUCAUGAGGGCCAAGGAAAACGUCUACCACCUGGACUGCUUUGCAUGCCAGCUCUGUAAUCAAAGGUUUUGUGUGGGAGAUAAGUUUUUCCUGAAGAACAACAUGAUUCUGUGCCAGACAGACUAUGAGGAGGGACUGAUGAAGGAGGGCUACGCUCCCCAGGUCCGCUGACCCUCGAAGUCCAACAUGGAGAAUGAGGAGGAAAAGGAGGAAUGGGAAAAAGAGAGACAGACAGAAGGAGCGCUUGCAAUCACAAAACAAAAAGCACUAUUGCCUCCGGUCCAGCUCCUGUCCCCCACAUGUACAUAACUAAGAAUGCCCUCCCUGAGAGGGGAUUCUGCUGUACAGAAUAGCCAUAGAGACAAAGUGGCAGGGAAAACCCCUGGAAGCCGACCACAAAUUACAUGUAUGAAAAACAUGUUUGUAUAUUCCUUUGUUUGUGACUGACAGAUGCUGCCUCUUUCCACCAACAAACACUGGCCUCAGAGCAAGUUUUAGCCAACAGCUGAUCCUGGCUGUUGAAAAAAAAAAAGACUCCCAAAAGCAGACUUGUCUCAUCUUAUCUGGCAAAGACA
Molecule: messenger RNA, 1377 nt
Organism: Amphiprion ocellaris (clown anemonefish)
Lineage: Eukaryota; Metazoa; Chordata; Actinopteri; Pomacentridae
Gene: lmo3
Product: LIM domain only 3
Exons: 5
Coding region: 503-973 (156 amino acids)
Biological process (GO): positive regulation of transcription by RNA polymerase II
Cellular component (GO): nucleus
Molecular function (GO): DNA-binding transcription factor binding; transcription coactivator activity
Source: RefSeq, a predicted model, not a curated record